Molecule: messenger RNA, 3080 nt
Organism: Amphibalanus amphitrite
Lineage: Eukaryota; Metazoa; Arthropoda; Thecostraca; Balanomorpha; Balanidae
Product: another transcription unit protein-like
Exons: 12
Coding region: 214-2640 (808 amino acids)
Biological process (GO): transcription elongation by RNA polymerase II; positive regulation of transcription elongation by RNA polymerase II
Cellular component (GO): nucleus; Cdc73/Paf1 complex
Molecular function (GO): RNA polymerase II C-terminal domain phosphoserine binding
Source: RefSeq, a predicted model, not a curated record
GCGAAUGCAUGCAGCGCAUGCAGGCCGCCGUGGCAGCACGGCAUGCAUAUGCAUUUUGGCAGGGAAUAAGUGGUCAAGGGCAAGGUAUAGAAAUUGGUAUAUAAUAAUAACACUUGAUAACACUGCUGAAGUGGUACGGCCACGGGCAGGUUACGGCUGGUCCAAGGUCCAAGGGCUGGACUAAUCCAGAUAGCAUCAAUUGACUAAUCAAAGAUGGUGUAUGAUCAGAACUUGUCAUCUAGUGAUGACAAUUCUGGCUCGGAGAGUGACGCCAGCUCGGGCAGCCGCUCGGCGUCGCCGGCCGGCUCCGGCUCGCCGCGCCGCAGUGCCUCCCGCUCGGCGAGCCCCGCCGGCAGUCACCACUCCGGUAACCGGCCGGCCACCGCCGCCUCGGGCAGUCCGCGGGGCAGCGCCGGCUCCGCCAGUCCCGCCGGCAGCGCGGCGUCGGGCAGCCCCGCAGCCAGCUCGAGAUCCGGCAGCCCGGCAGGCAGUGUGAGGUCCAGGUCGGGCAGUCCUGCUGGCAGUGCAAAGUCCGGAAGCCACAGGUCUGGAAGUCCUGCUGGUAGUCAAAGAUCGGGAAGUCCUGCUGGUAGUCACCGGUCUGGAAGUCCUGCUGGCAGCCACCGGUCUGGCAGUCCUGCCGGUAGCCACAGGUCAGGAAGUCCUGCCGGAAGUGCGAGGUCGGGAAGUCCUGCUGGUAGUGCAAGAUCCAGAAGCCCAGCUGGUAGCAACAGGUCUGGCAGCCCUGCUGGCAGCCAAAGAUCAGGCAGCCCUGCUGGCAGUGCUAGGUCUGGCAGUCCUGCUGGCAGCCACAGGUCGGGCAGUCCUGCUGGCAGUGCAAAGUCAGGCAGUCACAGAUCUGGAAGUCCUGCUGGCAGCCACAGGUCGGGAAGUCCUACCGGCAGUGCUAGGUCUGGAAGCCCUGCUGGAAGUGCGAGGUCUGGCAGUCCUGCUGGCAGUGCAAAGUCCGGGAGUCACAGGUCUGGCAGUCCCGCCGGGAGCCACAGGUCCGGCAGUCCUGCUGGCAGUGCUAGAUCUAGAAGUCCUGCCGGCAGUGCUAGAUCUGGCAGUCCUGCCGGCAGUGCUAGAUCCAGAUCUGGCAGUCCUGCUGGCAGCGCUAGAUCUGGCAGUCCUGCUGGCAGUGAGAAGUCGCGUGGCUCGGCGAAGAGCGGCAAGUCUGGCAGCCAUCGGUCUCGCAGCCGGUCCCGUUCCGGCUCGCGGUCCCCGCAGCCGGCCGCCGACGAGCGCGCCUCUGUUCAUUCGGACAGCGAGCACUCGGACGGUGGCUCAGAAGCUGGCAAGGAGGGGAAACGUAAGCGUGCCGUCGUCAGCGACUCUGACUCCGGUGGCAGCACCAAGGCCGACAAGAAGAAGGCCAAGGCCGACAGUGACGGAGACGAGUCCGUUAAGGACGUGGACGCCGCCGACCUUUUCGGUGACGCUUCCGACAUUAGCGACGACGAGGGGGAAGCCGAGACGGCAGCAGCGGCGGCGCCUGCGCCGACCAAGCCGGCGGGCAGCGACGACGAGGAUGACGUCCGACGCGGCAGCGAUUACGAGGAUGAUGCGGACGAGCCGCGUGCCGUCAUCCAGGACGAUGACGAGGACGGUGAGCAGGCGGAGAAGGCGGCCGCUCCUGAGGAGAAGGAGCCGCCCCAGGAGACCAGGAUUGAAGUGGAUGUACCCAAAAUAUCCACCGACCUGGGCAAGGAGCUGAAUUUCGUGAAGCUGCCCAACUUUCUGUCGGUGGAGACGCGUCCGUUCGACCCGGAGACGCACGAGGACGAGAUUGACGAGGAGGAGACGCUGGAUGAGGAGGGCAGAGCGCGCCUGAAGCUGAAGGUGGAGAACACAAUGCGCUGGCGUACGGUGUUCAACAAGGAGGGUGACGCGGUGAAGGAGAGCAACGCCAAGGUGGUGCGCUGGUCGGACGGCAGCAUGUCGCUCUACCUCGGCUCCGAGAUCUUCGACGUCUACAAGCAGCCGCUGCAGGGCGACCACAACCACCUGUUCAUCCGCCAGGGCACCGGUCUGCAGGGUCAGGCCGUGUUCCGCACCAAACUCUCGUUCCGACCGCACUCGACCGACUCGUUCACACACAGGAAGAUGACGCGCUCCAUCGCCGACCGCUCGCACAAGACGCCGGGCGUGAAGGUGCUCACAACGGUCGGACAGAACCCGGAGAUGAACCGCAACCAGCUCAUCAAGCAAGAGGAGAUCCGUCUGCGUGCGUCUGUGCGCCGGGACGCCCAGCGACGGCGGGUGAAGGAACGCUCAGCCCGCAGCCUCAACUCGGGCUACCUGGAGCCGGACGGCGAGGGAGCAGACUCGGAGGACGAGGGGGCCAUCUCGCUCUCCGCCAUCAAGAACAAGUACAAGAAGAAGAAGGGCGACCAGCGGGCGCCCAUCUACUCCUCGGACGAGGAGGGCUCCGACAUCGAGACCAACCGCGCCAGAAAGCUAGAGCGCGCCAAAAAGACCAUCGAGGAGAGCGACGAGGAGGGCGCCGGCAGCGGCGGCGGCGCGAAGUCGCCGGGCUCGGCGUCCGGCUCCGGCUCCGGGUCCGGAUCGGCCGCCUCCGGCUCCGGCUCCGGGUCAGGGUCAGGAUCGGGAUCAGGUAGUGGCAGCGACAGUGACUGAGAGGGGUGGGGGGUUGUGGACUUGUGUCCCGGUCUGGGAUGGUGUACUUCAUGUGUCGUUCGUUGGAGUGUUCGAAAGGUGCGUGCGUGUUGAGGGGAAUGUGAGCCGUAAGGUGCGAAUGGUGAUGUGAUUGGGUCAUUAGCGCUUGCGAGAUUAGUACGGUAAAUGGUUCUUGUGGUUUGGUCAGAGUGAUCCACGUCGCUCGGUCUUGCGACUGCAUCAGUCUUCUGCAAGCGUGCUGGGUGUUGCGUCAUUGCUCCGAGCUGCAGUGUUGCAUCAUGCCGCUAGAAUUGGUGCGAACUUCGGGGAGGCGCUGGUCACCGUCACCGCUCUUUUCAUCGCGUCAAAAGCAUCGGCUGGUUUAUGUGAAUUUGUGCAGGAUGUCGACUCAUGGAUAUUUUUCAUCGCCAAUAAAACCGGAUAGCACCGUUUUUCCUAAA